UAGCGGCAGGUUGCGUUGUAUCGUUGCUCGAGUCGAGUUGUAGCGUCGUCAGCGUCCUGUCGCGCACAUAUACUAUAUUAUACUAUACGUUUACGUGCGUUUCUGGCGUCUCGUUUCUGGUGCUCGCUCGCCCCUUAGCUCCGUUUCUUUCUAUUUCCUCAUCGCGAGCGAUUACACUCCAACGAGUGCCAUACACGGCGCAUCGUACGGCGAUGUCGUCCUCGGCGAAGUACACGUCGGACGAGCAGCUGAGCGAAUCCUGGGUGGAGUUGGUGCCGGACCCGCCGCUGGCGACCCGGACAACGCCGACGCCGUUUAGCAUUACCGGCGAACGUGAAUACCUGCGACUUCUCAGAGAAGCACAGAGAGAUUCUACACAUUCAUCCGCGAAGCAUUCCCUGGCGUCUUCGCGCCGGGACACUCCGAGGGACAGCCCGAAGAGCCCGCCGAACAGCCCGAACACAGAACUCUCAACCGAAGAUGAGCUCAAAGGAGUCUACAUAAAUUACGGCUGCAAUAAGGAGGGCGAGCUUCUUGAGAAGAAUACAGACUGGAUUUACGAAUGGAGCUCUCGACCGGACCAGGCGCCUCCAAAAGACUGGAAGUUCAAACAUCCUUUGGGUAAUAAGAGGAAAACAUAUAGCAUCCGUACCGCGAAAGUUGGCAAGAACGGAUUGUUUUCCAAAGAGGUCAUUUAUACUUUAUUCUUCACAAAUCUUCUGUCUCUGCUCAUUGGAACCGGUCUAGGCGUUUUGCUCACCAGGCGAGGCUUGAUGAUGUCCCGUGUCGCUAUUGAAUGAAGGACACGAUUCCGGGUGUGUCAGCAUCAGGAUUGUCACGGUUGAAUCUACGCUGAGAGAAAGGCUAGAGACGCAAGAAAGACUGAACAAGCCGGUGGGCGAUCGAGCCUAAAAAAACAGUUACACGCAGCACAUUAUUUGAUUGUCCCGAUUUAUAAUAUUAGCACUUUGUUUAUA
Messenger RNA from Atta colombica, 977 nucleotides. It is a transcript of the gene BNIP3, whose product is annotated as BCL2/adenovirus E1B 19 kDa protein-interacting protein 3. Gene Ontology annotation, biological process: positive regulation of apoptotic process; mitochondrial outer membrane permeabilization. Lineage: Eukaryota; Metazoa; Arthropoda; Insecta; Hymenoptera; Formicidae. Bases 213 to 800 code for a protein of 195 amino acids. The transcript has 6 exons. Gene Ontology annotation, cellular component: mitochondrial envelope; nucleus; mitochondrial outer membrane. The record is from RefSeq and is a predicted model, not a curated record.